Molecule: messenger RNA, 1410 nt
Organism: Solanum lycopersicum (tomato)
Lineage: Eukaryota; Viridiplantae; Streptophyta; Magnoliopsida; Solanales; Solanaceae
Cellular component (GO): cytosol
Molecular function (GO): nucleotidase activity
Source: RefSeq, a predicted model, not a curated record
AUAAUUAAAAAGUUGCAUUUCAACUGAACCGAAUACUUCGGGAAGCGAAAUGGAGGCUAAUUUCGUCGCCGGCGAUCGGCCGACGAUGUUAGUGACGAACGACGAUGGAAUCGAUGCGCCGGGAUUGAGAGCUCUAGUUAGUCUGCUUGUUUCCACCAAUCGCUUUCACGUCCUCGUUUGUGCUCCUGACUCUGAAAAGUCAGCUGUUAGUCAUAGCAUUACUUGGCGUAAUGCCCUUUCUGUUAAGCAAGUUGACAUCAGCGGAGCAACAGCAUUUGCAGUUUCAGGAACUCCAGCAGACUGUACUUCCCUGGGAAUCUCUAAAGCUCUUUUCCCUUCAGUACCUGAUCUGGUUAUCAGUGGUGUUAACAUGGGUGACAACUGCGGCUAUCACAUAGUAUACUCGGGUACAGUGGCUGGCGCUAGGGAGGCUUUCUUCAAUGGUAUUCCUGCUGUGUCUGUAUCAUAUAAUUGGAUUCGUGGAAAAAGCAAUGUUAAUGACUUCACACUGGCUGCUAAGGCUUGCUUACCCAUCAUCAGUGCUAUAUUGGCUGAAAUCAAGACAAAACACUAUCCCAAGAAUUGCUUUCUCAAUAUUGAUGUGCCAACAGAUGUCGUCAAUCACAAGGGAUACCGUCUAACCCGACAAGGAAAAAGUUUUGUGAAAAUGGGAUGGAGGCAAGUUACUUCUGAUAGAGAAGGAGGAAACGUUUUGUCCACAAUGACUAUGGAGACGAAUUCAUCAGAGAGUACACAUGCUAAAGCCUUAAAAAAUGCACCAUUGGAUCAUCUACUGUUUAAGAGACGAGUUACAAGAGUUCUAGUGGGGAAUGGUGAUACAGACUACUGUUCUCUCCAAGAAGGAUACAUUACUGUCACACCCCUUGGCGGCUUGUCUCCAGCAGAGCUAGAUGCUGUUUCAUUCUUUCGGAAUUGGCUGCCCGGUGUUGUUGAUCAUCAUCCUUCCUCUGCUUUGUAGUGCUGGAACUGAAUAUCUGAAAGCAGGAGGAAAGAAGUAAUUAACAUCAAGUUAUCAUUGAUCAAUUUCCCAGAUGAAAAGUUUUAGCGAUGAAACGUUUCCUCAACAAUUACAAAAAGUUUGUAGAGACCUUAAUGAUUUUGCAUGGAAUGGAAUUGUGCAUUUGCAUGUCAUUACAAUGUGGGCAUCCUCUCCCUGGUUAGAAUCAGAUGUAUCUUUUUUUCAUUUUCUGCAAGAUAUCCUCUAUGAUGUUUCAUAGACAUUUACUAAGAUCAUUAAGUAAGUAAUGUAGCCCUGUUUUUAAGUUUCAUAUGUAAGGGAGAAGUAAAUAGAAGUUGCCUGUUUUUAAGGAGAUCAAAUCUGGAAUCAAAUAAUAAAUGGUGUGGCUUACCAUGUGUUUAUUGUUUAAUGAUAAACCUGUUUGGUGGUUA